AUGAGAAAUAUUUUACUCUGGACUAAAAUAUAUGGUUUAGAAGGCGAAGGUCAAAAAUAUUUUAUAGAUCAAAAGUGUGCGUUUAUCAACUGUUAUUUCACUACUAAUAAAAGUUUAUUCGGCGAUUUGAGAUAUUUCGAUGUGAUUUUAUUCAAUUUACAAGAUGUUAGUAAAGAUGCAUAUAACUUGCCCGUAUUACGAAGUUCGACUCAGAAAUAUAUAUUUGUGGCGAAUGAUUCCUCAGAUAACUUUCCCGUAUGCAAUCCAGUUUAUGAUGAUUUCUUUAAUUGGACUUGGACAUAUAGAUUUGAUUCUACAGUAUCAUAUCGUUUCAUCACGGUUUACAAUACAGACUACGAAGAACUCGGCUACCAUUUCCGAUGGAAUUACAACAUGAAACCAAUAGACGCUUCCUUAAAAUCACAAUUCGUCACUAAAAGUAAAGCGGCAGUAAUUUUUUUAGAUAAAUGUGAGAGUAGAAGCAAGAGAGAAAAUUUGAUACAAGAUCUUCAAAGGAAUUUAGCUAAGUAUAAUCUUGACGUCGACAUUUUUGGUCCGUGUGGUUUAAAAAAGUGUAAACGGAAGACAAUGAACCCUUGUUUCUGGAGGCUGAGAAAGAAUUACUACUUCUAUCUUGCAUUUGAAGAUUCUCUUGCUUAUGAUUAUAUAACGGAUGUUGUUUUAUAUGCUUAUAAUAACAAUGCUGUGCCGAUCGUGUAUGGUGGAGCUAGAUAUGAUAGUUAUCUUCCUCCAGGAUCUUAUAUAAACGCACUAAACACAAGCGCAAAGGCUCUAGCGGCAUAUAUGCAUGAUAUAAUUGAGAAUAAAGAGAAAUAUUACGACUUUUUCCGUUGGAAAAACUACUACAUCAUCAGCAAAUCGCCCAUACUAAACGCGUGUGCCUUAUGUGAAAUAUUGAACAGUCCGGCGCGUCUCGUUCAAAAUGUUGUCAUUUCAAAGUUCAGAACAUGGUGGAAUAAUAUCGAGAGGUCUCCGCCCAUAGUCGCCGACAGGGUGUGCCUCUGGGCCCCCCACGCAGCACACUCACUCAAGGUGUGGGGCGCCGUGUCGACUGGCGCACCACACUCGUGGCAGGAGGGUGACACCUCCCGCCGCGCUAUUCCGUGCAGGUACUUACCGAAGCAAUGA
Vanessa tameamea is the source of this 1149-nucleotide messenger RNA. RefSeq names its product alpha-(1,3)-fucosyltransferase C-like. The coding region runs from base 1 to 1149 and encodes 382 amino acids. The record is from RefSeq and is a predicted model, not a curated record. Gene Ontology annotation, cellular component: membrane. The transcript is spliced from 4 exons. Gene Ontology annotation, molecular function: fucosyltransferase activity. Lineage: Eukaryota; Metazoa; Arthropoda; Insecta; Lepidoptera; Nymphalidae.